AUGCCUAUUAAUUUAGUGAAAGAGAACACACUGAUGUUUCAAGGACAAUUACCAAGUGACUCUGAAUCUCUUGAAUUCCACAUGGGCAGGAAAAAGAGCUUUAUGAAACAGCUUAGGACAACUGUGAAGAAAAUGUUCCCAUUCUAUCAAAAGGCAAAGAAGAAAGCCAAACUUCACACUGACAAUCUUCUAAAGCCAGUAAUGCCUGGGGCAGAUGGGACAGCAAUGCCUAAAAAGCACCAUGCCCUUCCAAGGACUAUUAGGGAAUUCUCUUCUCCCAAAGUAUUUCCUAAAUGGAAAAGAAGGAAGAUUCCUCAGAAUGCAUCAAUUCAGCUGGAUGUGAACAUUGUGGAAGAAGAACAUGCACAAAGCAUAAAUGGGAUGAACACGUGUAUGGAAGCAAGAAGCAUGACAAAGCGCAUCUCUGUGGUGUCCCUGCCGCCUGGGAUCCAAAAGGUUUCAUAUUUGGCAAAAAAGAAAUGCUUCCCAGUGUUCAAAAAGAAGAAGAAAAGUAUGCCGUCAGUGUGGUACCAUUCACACAUAACACUAGGGAAGCUUCAAAUGGAGGUGGAUAAUCUCUUGGAUAACAUCAGUGAAAAAUCCAUACAACUGUUGGCUCUGAGAAGUGCAGAGCUGCAACACUGUGAGUCUUUGGGAGACAAGAUACUCCAGUCUUCUAAGCAGUUUCAAAGAGUCUCCUUAAGGACAACAAAGAAACACAAACUGAAAAACAUGUGCUUUCCUUGUAGAUGUUGUUGCUAACAACUUCUGAGUUAUUAUAAGCCAAAAAGAUCUGUAUGUUUGAACAGACAAGAAGUUGUGGUUUUCCAAUUUCAUCAUCUCUC
Molecule: messenger RNA, 845 nt
Organism: Elgaria multicarinata webbii
Lineage: Eukaryota; Metazoa; Chordata; Lepidosauria; Squamata; Anguidae
Gene: C3H3orf49
Product: chromosome 3 C3orf49 homolog
Exons: 4
Coding region: 1-762 (253 amino acids)
Source: RefSeq, a predicted model, not a curated record